This is a messenger RNA of Knipowitschia caucasica, 867 nucleotides long. NCBI's taxonomy places the organism in Eukaryota, Metazoa, Chordata, Actinopteri, Gobiiformes, Gobiidae. The record is from the annotation of a GenBank genome assembly.
AUGGUGAAAAAUCUCAAAAGAUAUCGGAAAGGCAUUGAGAAAGAGGAGGGUCGCGAGGAGGUGUCAAAGUGCGACUUCUUCCCCUGUACGUUCAGUCUCCCCAGUGAAUACCACCUUUUUGUGGAGAAGUUCAAAAGAAGCCCGGGCAGCACCUGGAUCAUGAAACCGGUUGCAAAAUCACAAGGCAAAGGUAUUUUCCUAUUUAAGAAAUUAAAAGACAUAAUGGACUGGAAAAAGGAUGGCUCACGCUCAGAGGAGCAGAAGGAUGCAGCUCAAGUAGAAAGUUAUGUUGCUCAGCAGUAUAUAGAGAACCCAUAUCUCAUUAAUGAUAUGCACCUGACCAACGUAGCUGUUCAGAAAACAGCUCCAGACUAUGACCCUGAGAAAGGAUGCAAGUGGCAGGUGCAGCAGCUCCGCAGAUAUCUGACAGCCAAACACGGCAGAGAAAAGAUUCAGAGUCUUUUCACAGACAUAGACAACAUCUUUGUCCGCAGCCUACAGAGUGUACAAAAAGUGAUCAUUAAUGAUAAGCAUUGCUUUGAGCUCUAUGGCUACGACAUCCUGUUGGACGAAAACCUCAAGCCCUGGCUCAUCGAAGUGAAUGCUUCUCCAUCACUCGCUGCCACCAGCAAAGAGGAUUAUGAGCUCAAGUGUCGUCUACUGGAAGAUACAUUAAAUGUUGUGGAUAUGGAAGGAAGGCUCUCUGGCAAAGAAAAAAGAGUGGGGGGUUAUGAUCUUAUGUGGAAUGAUGGCCCCGUUUACAGAGAGGAUCUCAACCUGGAGAACUACACCAGUCCAUUCUUGACGGCCAACACACAUUUGGUGUCCAGCCUGUCAGACACACAGAGCAGUCAGCUGGACGUGUGA